UCUUAAAGAGUGGAAAGUAUUGAGAGGAGGAAGGCAGGAUGGAGGAGGAAGGCAGGAUGGAAGAGGAAGGCAGGAUGGAGGAGGAAGGCAGGAUGGAGGAGGAAGGCAGGAUGGAAGACGCUAGGGAAGGAGGCUCGACCAUCAACUACGUCAGUGAGCUCAGUACAAAGUGUCCUACCCAACAGACCUUGACCAAGGUGUGCGGCGUGUGCGGGGAGCCGGCCAAGAGUGUCCACUUCGGGGGUGUCAGCUGCUCAUCCUGCAAGUCCUUCUUCAGGAGAAGCGUCCAGGGAAGCCUCUACACCACCUUCCUCUGCGUCUUGGACCAGCGAUGCCCUCUUCAGCAGAAUCGCAGAUGUUGUCAAGCGUGCAGGUUCAGGAAGUGUCGCGAGAUCGGGAUGAACCCUGCGUUGGUGAUGAGCGAAGAAGAAAGGAACGCCCUGAGGUCACGACGUCUGGAGAGGAAGAAACAACAACUUCUUAAACACCUCCGCAACAAACACAACACCUGCGCUGACAAUACCUGCGAUAAACAUGAAAGUCUAGAGGAAGAAUAUGUGGAUCAGGUGACGGAACCCAUGGAUCAGGUGACAGAACCCAUGGAUCAGGUGAUGGAACCCAUGGAUCAGGUGACAGAACCCACGGAUCAACAGUAUGGAUACACACAUCAAAAGGAACUCUUUGACCAGAGCAAACUUACAUACAACGAUGGACUCGCGGACAGAGAUGAAUACAAGGGCGAAAUCAAACUGGAAGAACAGGUAGUAUAUGAAAACAAAUACAGUCUCACAGACGAAGAUGCAUUACAAGAGGAAGACAACAUCAUAAAGCAGGAAGGCACUAACAUGAGCUGUGAGAGCCACGAGGAAAAAAGACACAAUCAUUGUUUAAAGACCUUGAGCUACGAGGACACAGAGACUAUCACAGCUUUGCAAAAAAUACUGAGGAAGUCCAUGUCGUUUCCAGAUUUUCCAAAACACUACUAUGAGAAGGAUGCUGAUGUUAUAGAACAUCUCUUAUUCUUGUUCUGUAAGGCCAUGGGAGAGUUUUUCAGAGCUACUCCCGACUUUAGAAAAGUGGAACCGAAAGACCAAAGCGUCCUUCUCAAAGAGGCAGUAGCUAAAUCAAUGUUUAUAUUCGGGGCUCAUCAGUAUCAGCAGCACCUGGAGUGUUGGCCGCGGAGACUUCUGACUCCCUCUUGCACCUUCCCAAAGGUAACAAUGGCAGCCGUUUACAAGUGCCUCAGCGACCGCCUUAUAUUUACAAAGAUAAAGACCUUCAUGAGUAAAUACUGCUGCUUCUUCGCCGACGAGAUAGUGACACUGUUGAGCCUCAUGUUGGCGGUAUUUGAGCACGACGAGCCACUGGUGAACGCUGGUGGGGAGGUGGAAGCAAACAGAGAAAAAUACCUCUGCCUACUUCAGAGAUACCUCACGCUUAGAGAUCCAAACGUUUUUCCAGAUGCCAUCAUCUCAGAGCUCUGGAUGUGUUUUGCCGAAGUUCGGGAACUUACUGUCUGCUUUAAGAGCAGCAGCAGCGAUGAAACAACAGCCACCUUAAACACUCUGGGCGAACAAGAAACUGCUCUCGCCAGUUCCUUCCAUGGGCUUGGGGAAGACACCAUGAUGGCUCCGAAAAAGGCAUUCCACAAAAGGAAUAUCAAAAUGACCGAGGAGAAAGAGUCUUCAGAUAUUAUAUUUCUUGAAGAGAUACAAAAAAAUUCUAAAGCCCAAAACAGCCGAGAGGAGACAUCUUUUAUUGGCUCGUCCAUACAUAAGCCUGGGAGGGAAAAGUUAGGUAGCAUGGGCGGGGACACAGUGAUAUCCCCGGGAACAUCUGCUUCAGUACAUGAUCAUAACUACCAAAAAUCAGGGCCGAACAUGUCUGCACGCUCUCAGAAUUAUAUCAAUCCUGAAAGACCAACAUUAAGAAUAAAAGAAGUAGACAUUACACCUUUACCUCCAGACCACAGAUCAAGCCAAAACUACAGACCCACAACUUUUGUCAGUUUGCCUUCACAGGCAAACUUACCUUUACUUACCUAUGGAAUUGCUUCUGGUGGUACAAUAGAGACGCAAAAUCCUAGAUAUUCUCAGUGCAGAGAUGAUCUUCAAGGACUUGGAAACUCUUGCUAUCCUUCAGAAGAACUUAGCGUGCUGGCUGAGCCUGCCAUGGGUCCCAGCAGUGUUCAGUCUCACACUCACACAGCCAGCCACUUCUCUGUUCAUGGAUCCCCGCCCUCACACCAAAGUAUAACACGCAACACUGUCGACCCCAGAUAUUGCUUGUCAUCAAACUUGACUCAAUCUCAACGUGAAAUGCUACAGAGACUCAACCUUCCGGGUACAGCGACGCCUCUGCAGGACGCCCCUAGCCAACACUUGUAUCAGCAGUCUUCACUUAGGCGUCACCUGGAGCCAGCUUGCCACCCAGGUCACUCAAGUCAUCAAGGUGUUCAACCGGAGUAUUACCUUCCCAGAGAGUCUCCCAGAGGCAGGUCACCUCUGUAUCCCAGAGAACAAUUAUCUCUACCUCACACACACUCAUUAGCUAGAGUUGUCUACCAUGGUGAGCACCCCUCUUCACCGUUUAUGUACUCUCCAGCUAGGGUCCCUUCUCCUUUUACACUCUCCCCAGUUAGGGCCCUCUAUCACAGCGAGGUCCUCUCUCCACCCUCAUCGCACAUCACGGUGAGGCCCCCGUCCUACGACGAUAGUUAUGUCGUAAACUCGCCGACGGGAAGCCUCUAUCAGAGAAAGGAUAGCUCCUCCCUCUCACACACUCCUGAAGAAGCCAUGCUAGGGGCCAGCAGCCGCGCGGAUGAGCAGGUUCUGAGAGCCGUGGAGGGCGUCUUACCUAAAAAAUUAGUGAAACAUCUUGCAGCCAGACUCCGCACCACCCCACGACACUCUACCUAGACGUUAUCUGUCCCUCUUUCCUUCCCCACCUUGACACAUCUACGUGGACCGAACCUCAUGUGACUAAUAGAUAAGUUUUAUACUUAUUUUAAACUAUAUAUAUUUUUAAAAUGUAAAUAAAAAAAGAGCAUCAAGACUUAUCACUGUAGUUAACAUCAUCAGACACCACUUCUAAGAAAAUAAAUCACAUUGACUCUUGGUACAAUAUACUUAAUGUGCUCUGUA
Cherax quadricarinatus is the source of this 3143-nucleotide messenger RNA. RefSeq lists its product as uncharacterized. The record is from RefSeq and is a predicted model, not a curated record. Gene Ontology annotation, molecular function: RNA polymerase II cis-regulatory region sequence-specific DNA binding; nuclear receptor activity; zinc ion binding. Gene Ontology annotation, biological process: cell differentiation; positive regulation of transcription by RNA polymerase II; negative regulation of transcription by RNA polymerase II. NCBI's taxonomy places the organism in Eukaryota, Metazoa, Arthropoda, Malacostraca, Decapoda, Parastacidae.